AUGAGUAGCACCUUAGCCAAGAUCGCGGAGAUCGAAGCCGAGAUGGCUCGAACUCAGAGGAACAAGGCCACAGCGCACCACCUAGGGCUGCUCAAGGCUCGUCUUGCUAAACUUCGUCGAGAACUCAUUACUCCAAAAGGUGGUGGUGGUGGUGGGCCAGGAGAAGGUUUCGAUGUAGCCAAGACAGGUGAUGCCCGAAUUGGAUUUGUGGGUUUUCCAUCUGUGGGGAAGUCAACCCUGCUCAGUAACCUGGCAGGGGUAUAUUCUGAGGUGGCAGCCUACGAAUUCACUACUCUGACCACUGUGCCUGGUGUCAUCAGAUACAAAGGUGCCAAGAUCCAGCUUUUGGAUCUCCCAGGUAUCAUUGAGGGUGCUAAGGAUGGCAAAGGUAGAGGCCGUCAAGUCAUUGCAGUGGCCCGAACCUGUAACUUGAUCCUGAUUGUUCUGGAUGUCCUAAAGCCCUUGGGACACAAGAAGAUAAUUGAAAAUGAGCUCGAAGGCUUUGGCAUUCGCUUGAACAGCAAAUCUCCCAACAUUGGCUUUAAGAAGAAGGACAAGGGAGGCAUUAAUCUCACAGCUACUUGUCCUCAGAGUGAGCUGGAUGCUGAAACUGUGAAGAGCAUUCUGGCUGAAUACAAAAUCCACAAUGCUGAUGUGACUCUGCGUAGUGAUGCCACAGCUGAUGACCUCAUUGAUGUGGUGGAAGGAAACAGAGUUUAUAUCCCAUGUAUCUAUGUGUUAAAUAAGAUUGAUCAGAUCUCCAUUGAGGAAUUGGAUAUCAUUUACAAGGUACCUCACUGCGUACCCAUCUCUGCCCACCACCGCUGGAAUUUUGAUGACCUGCUGGAAAAGAUCUGGGACUAUCUGAAACUAGUGAGGAUUUAUACUAAACCCAAAGGCCAGUUACCAGACUAUACAUCCCCAGUUGUGCUGCCCGACUCCAGGACCACGGUGGAGGAUUUCUGCAUGAAGAUUCACAAAAAUCUUAUCAAAGAAUUUAAAUACGCUCUGGUCUGGGGUCUCUCUGUGAAACACAAUCCUCAGAAAGUGGGUAAAUCACACUUGUUGGAGGAUGAGGAUGGCAUUCAGAUUGUGAAGAAGUGAAACCUUCCUCUUUUUCCACUGCUGGGCCAGCACAGCAGCAGCAGCAGCAUUCCCCAUGACCAAGCACCCUGCUCUCAAAUCCCUCCUCAGCUGCUCACUGGGUCAGGAUUCAGGGGGAGGGAGAUGGAAACACACACACUGGAAUUUCACUUGUCUUAGUUGUCACCUUGUCUGUUGAACUGUAUAAAGAACCUGGUCUGCAGCUGGCUACGUGCA
This is a messenger RNA of Chrysochloris asiatica (Cape golden mole), 1320 nucleotides long. RefSeq names its product developmentally regulated GTP binding protein 1 (gene DRG1). The record is from RefSeq and is a predicted model, not a curated record. Gene Ontology annotation, molecular function: GTP binding; GTPase activity. Lineage: Eukaryota; Metazoa; Chordata; Mammalia; Afrosoricida; Chrysochloridae. Gene Ontology annotation, cellular component: cytoplasm. Gene Ontology annotation, biological process: cytoplasmic translation.